Loa loa (African eye worm) is the source of this 666-nucleotide messenger RNA. Its product is annotated as ZNF697 protein. The coding region runs from base 1 to 666 and encodes 221 amino acids. The transcript has 2 exons. NCBI's taxonomy places the organism in Eukaryota, Metazoa, Nematoda, Chromadorea, Rhabditida, Onchocercidae. The record is from RefSeq and is a predicted model, not a curated record. Gene Ontology annotation, molecular function: RNA polymerase II cis-regulatory region sequence-specific DNA binding; DNA-binding transcription factor activity. Gene Ontology annotation, biological process: regulation of transcription by RNA polymerase II.
AUGCCUAUCGUUCAAGAGACGCAAACGGAACAAACAGAGCCGUUGGAUUUAUCACUGCAAAAAUUGAGUAGAGAACAAGCGCCGGAUUUGUGUUUAUUAGCCGAAGUAGCUGCUAAAAUAUAUACACAUGAAUUUAAAGGUCAAGUUUUAAUAGUCAAAGAAGUGGAUGCUGAAGGAAAAAGAAAAAACACAGAAGAAAUCGCAGGGAAGGAGUCGAAAAGGAAGAAACUGCAGUGUGGUCCAUGUCAAAAUGAAGUAAUAAGUAUGGAUGAUAUGGAAACUAAUACUAGUAAGAAGCUUCGUAUUUGUCCGACAUGCAACAAAACCUUCUCUUACCUAUCAACUAUGGAAAUUCAUAUGAGAUCUCAUACCGGUGAAAAGCCGUACGAUUGUCUCACAUGCAACAAAAGCUUCCCCCGUUUAUCAACUUUGAACGACCAUAUGAGAACUCAUACUGGUGAGAAGCCGUACGAUUGUCUCACAUGCAACAAAAGCUUCUCUCGUUCAUCAACUUUGAACGGCCAUAUGAGAACUCAUACUGGUGAGAAGCCUUACGUUUGCCCGAUAUGCGGCAGGAGUUUCUCUCAAUCAUCAAGUGGGAAGAGACAUAUGAAAACUCAUACAGGUAAGUCUUACAAUUAUCCGUUAUGCGAGAAAAGUCAAUAA